This is a messenger RNA of Eimeria tenella, 3678 nucleotides long. RefSeq names its product copper-transporting ATPase, putative. Lineage: Eukaryota; Apicomplexa; Conoidasida; Eucoccidiorida; Eimeriidae. Gene Ontology annotation, cellular component: membrane. Gene Ontology annotation, biological process: copper ion homeostasis. The record is from RefSeq and is a predicted model, not a curated record. The transcript has 11 exons. Gene Ontology annotation, molecular function: copper ion binding; ATP hydrolysis activity; P-type divalent copper transporter activity. Bases 1 to 3678 code for a protein of 1225 amino acids.
AUGCGCUGCGCCUCCUGCGUGCGGGCAAUAGAGCAGCACCUGCUGCAGCUGGAGGGAGUGGUUGCAGCAAGCGUGUCUUUGCUGCUGGAGAAGGUAACUGUUGAGUACCGAGCAGCAGCAGCAGCGGCAGCAGCAGCAGCAGCAGCACGGGGUGGAAGGGACGCCUCCACCAUAAGAGCUGAUGAGCUGCAGCAGCAGCUGAGUGGGCUCGGCUACAAAGUUUUGCUGCUGUCGGACCGCCUGCUGCCCUCGCAGCAGCAGCUGCUGCAGAGAGGUGCAGCAGACGCAGCAGCAGCAGCAGCUGCUGCUGCAGCAGCAGCAGAACCAACAUCAGUCCUUCAUCUUUGCCCGACGGACAUGGGGUGCUUCGGGGCUGCGCAGCUAGACCUGCGAGCAGCAGCAGCAGCAACCGCGGGAGAAGCAGUAGCAGCAGCAGCAGCAGCAGCAGCAGCAACACGGGCAGCAGACUAUGCAGCAAGCAGCCUCUCCUGUGGGGCCCCACAGGGGCCCCCAUCUGCGGGGGCCCCAAAUGCUGCUGCUCUGUGGGGUGAGAAGUUUAAGUCCUUUUUGCUGUCGGUCCCGGGUGUGGAAUCUGUUGCUGUUGCAGCAGACGCAGCAGCAGAAGCACCAGCAGCAGCAGCACCAGCAGCAGCAGGGGGGUUCUUCGGGGGGCUGUGCAGACGCGGGAAACCCCAGGGGCUCUGUGUAAGAAUAACAUAUGAGAACAGGAAGCUGGGGGCCCGGCAACUGCUGCUGCUGUGCCGCAGCAGCAACUGGAAGGUCCAGUGGUCUCCCCGGGGGGAGCUGGUCUUCGGCGCAGCAGCAGCGGCAGCAGCAGAGCUGCAGCAGCAGAAGCGCCGCGUUGCUGCUGCUGCUGUUCCCGCGGCCCUCGUGGCCUUGCUGACGAUGCUGCUGCCCAGCCGCUACUUGGGGCCUCUUCAAAAGGAGUCGUUUUUGCCGGGCCUUUCUUAUUUGCUGCUGCUGGUGUGUCUGCUGUCGGGCGUUGCGGUGUACGGCGCUGGGGUGUACGUACACCGCAAGGCCGUGGCUGCAGCACGGCGGGGAUCAGCAGAUAUGUAUGUUUUGAUGUCUUUGGCAACAAAUAUAUCUUUUCUUUAUUCUCUUUUUGUCUCCAUCAUGACAGUCUUCCUCACCCUCAGCAGCAGCAGCAGCAGCAGCAGCAGCGGCAGCAGCAGCAGCGGCGGCGGCGAAAGCAGCAGCAGCAGCAGCAGCAGCUUUGUGGACCCGCCCACGUUUUUCGAUACUGCUGCUGUUCUUGUUGCUGUGCUGCUGCUGGGAGAAAUGCUGGAGAUGAGAUCAAAGAGAAGAGCUUUUGCUGCUGUUGAGAGGCUGACAGCAAGCCAGCCUUCCACUGCCAUUCUCUUGGCAAACGCUGCUGCUGCUGCUGCUGCUGCUGCUGCUGCUGCUGCUGCUGCUGGGGGUGCCGGUGAAGACGCGGCCCCUGCUGCUGCUGGGGAUGCUGCAGCAGAAAGAAAGGGCCAUUUCGGGUCUCCGGCAAUCGCAGCAACAGCAGCAGCAGCAGAAGCAGCAAACGCCUCCUCCCUGAUUGCCCCUGCAGCAGAACUUGCUGCUGCUUAUAAGGGAGCUUACGCUGCUGCUGCAGUGCAGCAGCUGUCGCAGCAGCAAGUUGCUGCUGUUGCUUCUCUCCCCCCUGUCUCUGUCCCCAUUGAGCUGCUGCAGAUUGGAGAUGUUAUUAGAGUCCCCUUGGGAGCUGCAGUUCCCGCAGAUGGCCUGCAGCUAAACAAGGAUACUGUGUCUGUAAAUGAGUCCCUGCUGACGGGGGAGAGCCACGCUGUAGCGAAGGGCCCGGGGGAGACAGUCUUGGGGGGUUCUUUUGUUGUUGCAGCAGCAGCAGGUGCAGCAGCAGCAGCAGCAGCAGGCAGCAGCAGCAGCAGCAGCAGCAGUUCCACGAGGAGCCGGCGACUGGACGGCGCUGCAGGGCCUACAGCAGCAGCAGCAUCCGCUGCAGCAGCUUCUGCUGCUGCUGCUGCUGAAGCAGGCACUGCUUUGCUGCUGCAGGUGCAGGAACUUGGCAGCAGCUCCGCCUUGGGCCAAGUGCAGCAGCUAGUGACUCUCUCCGGCAGCAGCAAACCGCAGCAGCCGCAGCUGCUAGACAAAGUAACAGCGUGGUUCGUGCCGCUGGUGCUGCUGCUGGCUGCAGCAACGUUCUGCGUGUGGGCCUUUUUGCUGCUAGCUGGGAUCGUCUCCCCGAUCCCACUCCUCCCGAUCCCCAAAAAGGUUUUUCUCCAAAACCCCACAACUUCCAAACUCCUACUGUCUCUACAGUUCGCCGUUGCAGUCCUUUCCGUCGCCUGCCCCUGUGCCCUCAGCCUCGCAGCCCCCACAGCGCAGGCGGUGGCGAACGGCGUGGCUUCGCGUUUUGGCCUUUUGGUGAAGAGCAGCGCAGCUUAUGCUGCUGCUGUUAAUUUGAAACAAUUCAUUUUCGAUAAAACUGGAACCAUCACCACAGGGACAUUUGAGGUUGUCCGAGCAGCAAUAGCGGUAGAGACAGUGCAGCAGCUGCCCGAGCCUGUGCAACAUUUGCUGCACCGCCUGCAGCAGCAGCAGCAGCAGCAGCAGCAGCAGCAAGAGUCCACAGUUGAAAACAAAUCCGAGCCGCUUCCAAUCGACUGGAUAUCAGGUACCUUUGACCCAAACUCAGAUGAGUCGCAGCAGCAGCAGGAACAAGAGCAGCAGCAGCAAGAGGAGCAGCAGCAGCAACAGCAGCAACUGACUGGCCUCUUCUGGUGGCUUCUGGGAGUCGCGGAAAUGAACAGCGAACACCCAGCGUGGGCCGAAGAAAGGCAAAAAGAAGGCAGCACUGUAGUCGUGCUGCAGGCAGCAGGGCUAAUCUUAGGCUGCGUGGCCCUGGCCGACGGGCUGCAGCAGGAAGCUCCUGCUGUUGUUGCUGCGCUGCAGCAGCGGGGGAUUGAAGUAUGGCUGUGCACUGGCGACUCUGCUGCUGCUGCUGCUGCUGCUGCUGUUGGCAUUCAGCAGCAAAACGUCCUCGCCGAAGUUUUGCCCAAACAAAAAGCAGCAGUUGUCCUCAACCUCAGGCGCCAGCAGACGGGAGUUCCUUCUGUGGGCAUGAUUGGCGAUGGGCUAAAUGACGCGCCAGCUUUAGCAGCAAGUGACAUUUCCUUUUCUUUCGGAGCUUCGGCAGCAGCAGCAGCAGCAGCAGCAGCAGCUUCCGUCGUCGUCGCCAACCAGGACUUGCGGAGCAUAGUGUGCUUUUUGGAACUUGCUGCUGCACUGCAAAACACCAUAAGGGCCUGUUUGGUGUGGGCUUGCUGCUUCAACUUUCUGGGGCUGCCAGCAGCAGCAGGUUUGCUGCUGCUGCUGCUGCCCUCGCGGCAGCUCGUUUUGUCUCCUCCUGUUGCUGCUGCACUCAUGGCCCUCAGCUCCCUCCUCGUCAUACACACUGCUUCCUUGCUCAGGUACUUUCGGCCAAAGACGUUCCCCGUGGGCGGGGAGCAGCAGCAGCAGCAGCAGCAGCUUGCUGCAGCAGAUGUUUCUUCGCUGGAGCUGCUGCGGCGCCACGUGCGCGUUUUGCUGCGGGGGCCCCGCAGCCCAAGAACGCGGCGGCUGGAAGCAGCAGAAAGACUUGCUGCUGGGGCCCAUUUAACUGAGCCUCUUUUAGAAGACAGCCCCGCCUAA